AACUUUAAACUUUAAUACAUGCUCGGAUAGGCCAGUAUCGGUCAGUAUCGGUAUCGGAUCGGAAGUGCAAAAACAAUAUCGGUAUCGGAUCAGAAGUGCAAAAACCUGGAUCGGGACAUCCCUAGUUCUACCUGGCCGAAAGUACUUUUGCAAGACAGCUAUUCCUAAGCUUUACACAAUGUGCAGGGAAUCCGUGGAAAAGGAGAUACUGUUAGCAAAGCACUUUGCGACAACCUCCGACAUGUGGUCAAGCCGUUCAUGCGAGCCAUACCUAAGCUUGACAAUUCAUUUCAUCGACAAUGACUGGGUUCUGAAAACACGAUGCCUGGAAACUGCGUAUUUCCCCGAAGACCACACCGGGGAGAUAAUAGCAGAAGGCUUGAAGGAGGCACUGUUGUCCUGGAGUCUGGCUGAGGAAAAAUGGUGUGCAUCACCACAGACAGCGGGGCAAAUAUAGUGAAGCCAGCUUCAUUAAACAAGUGGACAGGGCUGCAGUGCUUUGGCCAUCGUUUGCACUCAGCAAUUGGUGCGGCAGGGAAAGAUAAAAGAGUGGAAAAGGCUGUUGGAGUGUGUAAGAAGGUGGUCUCUGCCUUCUCCUACUCCUGGAAGAAAAAGAGGGAGCUUUUUAAAGCUCAGGAACGUCUCCUUCUCCCAAAACACCAGCUGGUCACAGAGUCACCAACCAGGUGGGGAUCAAGACAGAAGAUGGUGGCAAGGGUCCUCGAACAACAAAAGGCAAUCGCUGAAGUUUUGUUUGCAGACAAAAACAACAGGCACCUGAUCCCUACAUGGCAGGACAUUGGUGUUCUGGAGUCACUGCAUGAGGCCUUAACUCCUCUUCUGGAGUUCACAGACUCCCUCUCAGGGGAGUCAUACGUGACAGUCUCCUAUGUCAAGCUAGUGCUCCACCUGUUCCGUACAGAUUUGCUGAAUGAAAAAGACCAGGACACUCAACUCACAAAAGACCUGAAGACGACGAUAAUGACCUAUCUUGAUGAAAAAUAUGCCGACUCUGCAACAGAUGAUCUCCUCAACAUGGCUGCCUUUGUGGAUCCCAGAUUCAAAGCACAGUACAUCAGCCCGGAAAAGGAAGAGGCCAUUAAAGAAAGAGCAGUGUCUGAAAUGUUGGAUGAAAACACAGGCCAAUCAGAGGCAGAGGUUUCAGAGGGAACAGCAGGCCAGGGUGCAGAAGGAGAAGCUGCCACACCUCUCCCACUGGGUGUGAAGAAACAACCAUCAUUAGGUAGUUUCUUCAAAAAACAAAGUCAAGACGAUGAAGAAGAUGCCUCACCUCUCACUGAAAGGCAAAAAGUGGAAAAUGAGCUGAAAAGCUACCUAAAAUGCCUGGAUACCGACAGUGAGUCUGACCCCCUUGAGUGGUGGAAGGUAUAUGAGCGCAAGUUUCCCAGAAUGUCGCAGCUUGCCAAAGGAUACUUGUGCAUUCCAGCCACCAGCACCCCCUCUGAAAUAAUUUUUAGUACUGGGGGUAAUAUUGUGACAUGUACCAGGGCAGCCUUAAAACCUGGGAUGGUCAAUCAGCUUGUCUUCCUUGCACAAAAUCUGCAGUGAGGCAAUUGUUGAGUAACUUGCAGUGAAGCAGUGUUUGAGUUGUUGCAGCCAGUGAAGCAAUGGUUGAGUAGUUGUUUGAGUUAUUUUUUUUAUAUGCUGAAGUUGGUUUGAUUUUUCCAUAAAUGACUGAAGAGGGUAACAGGUUUGUUUUGUCACAGAUGUUCAGACGCAAGUUUAUUCCGAUGUUUACAAUAUUCUGUAAGACAUGUUUGUUUCUGCUUGCUUAAUGUGACUGUUAUUUAUUUGCAUAUAUUGUUACCAAUAUGGCUUUAAAGCCUGAGUUGUACACUACUAAUUUCUUAAUUACAAUACUUUGCACAUUUUGUUGGAUUAAGCAUUUAUUUAAUGUCAAUAUUUCCACAUCG
This is a messenger RNA of Nerophis lumbriciformis (worm pipefish), 1934 nucleotides long. RefSeq names its product E3 SUMO-protein ligase ZBED1. The record is from RefSeq and is a predicted model, not a curated record. Gene Ontology annotation, molecular function: protein dimerization activity. NCBI's taxonomy places the organism in Eukaryota, Metazoa, Chordata, Actinopteri, Syngnathiformes, Syngnathidae.